Messenger RNA from Ipomoea nil (Japanese morning glory), 1532 nucleotides. RefSeq names its product L-tryptophan--pyruvate aminotransferase 1-like. The transcript is spliced from 5 exons. The coding region runs from base 76 to 1332 and encodes 418 amino acids. Lineage: Eukaryota; Viridiplantae; Streptophyta; Magnoliopsida; Solanales; Convolvulaceae. Gene Ontology annotation, molecular function: carbon-sulfur lyase activity; transaminase activity. The record is from RefSeq and is a predicted model, not a curated record. Gene Ontology annotation, biological process: amino acid metabolic process.
UUCUUAGAGCGAGAAGUGUUAGAGAUCGAAGCGAAGCUAAUUAAGUGUGAUUAUUGAUUAAUUAAGAUCAGAUAGAUGAUCAUGUGUGGAACAGAGGCAACCUUUGUGGCCAAACACUCCCCAAUCUCAUCUACUACUGCAAAUACCAUUUCUCACCACACAACACAAAACGCCGCCACUGGCCAAAAUCUCGACUACAGCAAGGUUAUCAAUCUUGAUCAUGGAGAUCCGGCAAUGUACGAGUCGUACUGGAGAAAGAUGGGGAAGAGUUGUGCGAUAACGUUCGCCGGAGAUGAGCAUCUGAGCUACUUUUCCGACGUAAACAAGGUGUGUUGGUUCAUGGAGCCGAAGCUUGAGGAAGAGAUAAGGAGGUUGCAUACUGUGGUCGGAAAUGCGGCGGUGGACAAUCACGACGACUAUAUCGUGGUCGGAAACGGCUCCUCCCAGCUUAUCCAGGCCGCCCUUUACGCUCUUUCUUCUCAUCAUUCCGAUCACCAUCCUCGCCCUAUCAGUGUUGUUUGCGCAGCUCCUUACUACUCGUCAUAUCCAGAGAUGACAGAGUUUUUACAGUCAGGGAUGUACAAAUGGGAAGGAGAUGCAAGGGAAUUUGAGAAAGAUGGAGCCUAUAUUGAGCUAGUAACAUCACCAAAUAAUCCAGAUGGGGUUUUAAGAAGAGCAGUGGUACAGUUGAAUAAUAAUAAAGGUGAAGAAAGAGGAAGUGUUGUUCAUGAUCUAGCUUAUUACUGGCCACAGUACACUGCAAUUACCUCCCCAGCCAACCAUCAUCUUAUGUUAUUUACUGUCUCUAAAUGCACUGGUCAUGCUGGAUCAAGAAUUGGUUGGGGUAUUGUAAAGAACAAAGAAGUGGCAAAGAAGAUGACAAAGUUCAUUGAGAUAAGCAGUAUUGGGGUGUCAAAGGAAUCUCAGCUCAGGGCUGCAAAGAUCUUGGGAGUGGUCUCAGAUAGCUGCUCCAAUCCUCAAAUCCAAAACUUCUUUCAAUAUACCCACACCCUCUUGUAUCAAAGAUGGCAAAAGUUGAGACAAGUUGUAAAGGUUUCUCAUCUCUUCACUCUCCAGAAAUAUCCCAUCCACUACUGUCGUUUUGCCAAAGACUUCACUCAAACACUCCCUGCUUUUGCAUGGAUUAUGUGCAAGGGAAGAGAAGAGGAUUGUGAGAAGCUUUUGAGAGGGCACAAUAUUUUGACAAGAAGUGGAACCAAAUUUGGGGCUGACCCAAAAUUUGUUAGGAUAAGUAUGCUGGGCAAUGAAGAUGACUUCAAUAUCCUUUUGCAAAGGCUAUCCAAUCUCCAGCAAACUGUUACUGCAUAUUAGCACCAUAUAUGCCUACUCAUACAUACUAUUAUACUAACAUCUAAUACCAUACGUUAUCGGUUGAUCAAUGUUUAAUUUCUCACAAGAUUAUUGAUAUAGUUUGUAUCUACAUGUGUUUCUCGUUUUAUUAUGUUAUAUUGUGCUGGCAGAAGAAAAUGUGGGAGGGUCACCCUGCAUUAUUGUGUGAUCCAAAUUGAAGA